Molecule: messenger RNA, 1529 nt
Organism: Helicoverpa zea (corn earworm)
Lineage: Eukaryota; Metazoa; Arthropoda; Insecta; Lepidoptera; Noctuidae
Exons: 5
Coding region: 138-845 (235 amino acids)
Source: RefSeq, a predicted model, not a curated record
UGAAUGAUUAUGCAGUGGCGUUAAUCCCGUCUGCAGUGUAGUCGUGCCGGCGUGUCGGUAAUACGCGCACACGCACCCCGCGAUCCCUGUGUCGUCGCGCUCGCUGCGACAUCGCUACUACCGAACAGUUCGUGUUUAUGAGUGACAGAACCGAAACAAUGAAUCUUAAGCUGAACAACGACAUCAAAGGAUCGGUCACUACGGAGAAAUCGUCUGAUUCUCUUGUAAAGGAUGAGCAGGAAGCCAAGCGGUCUCAGCGAGAGGAGGAGCGGCGUCGUACUGGCCGGUACAUGGCCAUACUUGUAGGCAUCUCACUCUUCAUCCUCGCCCUCUACCACGCGUGGGUCCGUCGCAUCCCCAUAGUGGCCAGUCUCGUGGUGCCAGCCCUCAUAAUGUUUGUGUACGUCGCGUGGAUACUCUACACCGCCUCCAGGGAAAAACACAGGUUUCGUCUAUUCGACGUGGAAGUGGGUCAGACAGCGCCAGAGGAAGGCGGCGGCGACAUCGCCAUUACAGAGCUGACACAAAACAAUGCCGACACAUCUGUCGCGUCUAACAAGGAGAACGAGACCAACUGUACAGAAGACAUCACCAACUGGACAAACAUCUCCACAGCUCUCAUGAAAGGAGAUAAAAACAUUCACGCAGAUAUCGAACAUAAUCGACUCCCUAUAAUCCUAGUUAACGACAAACCACCAGAAGAUUUAGACCAAAAAUGGCUGAACAUUGUAGAAUUAUCAAACAAUGAUAAACUCAGAGUAUUUCACACUAGAAGAAAGUAUAAACGAAGGUUUUGUAGAAGCAGACGCCAUGCUGCGUUCAAAAGAUCUUACUCAAUCGGCUGAAUUUAACUAUAACAUUUUAUAUAUCUCGUAGUUAUGUACUGUGAUUGUAUAUCUUUUAAGUAAGCUAAUGAACUGCCUAUUGUUAUGUCUAGUAUUAACGCUAACUACGUGUAAUUUUAGAACGAUGAGACUUUUAUAUAAAGUUAUAACAGAAAACACUACCCGUUGCCAUGGUAACAACCACAUAGAGAAGGUGUAUUACAAACGAAUGAUUGUGUAAAGCACCUCGAAAAUAAUUUUGAAUGUAAAAUAUUGGAUUAUGAACUUGGGGUAUUUAAUCAACACGUUAUAUGCAUAUUUAUCGAUUUUGGAAACAUAUUUUUAUGUAGGUAGUUUUCGCCAGUCAUAAUUGUAAUCCCUCCUAAUAAUAAUUAAUUGCCAUAUUUAUUUCCGAAUCUUUAUUACAAAUAUCCCGCGUGUGUAAACAUUCCUACUUUGUGUUGUUAUGUACAUCUGAUAGAAGAAUAUUAAAUUACGGAAAUUAAUAACAUUAAUGAAUAGUUUCCUUUCAAUUUUCCUGAAGCGUGAGGACAAGGAAAAAUCUUGAAACCUAAUAAUGAUUUGAAAGUGCCUUAGAUCUAUGUAGAGAGUGUAAUGAGAAAAUGUUGAGGUUAUACCUGAAUUUGUAAAUAAAUUAAAUGUACUAUAAUAAUGAAAAAAUAAACUUGCAACAAUUCGCCUUCA